UGUUUUAGAAAGAACAUAUGAAUGAAUCUGGAAGUGAGUCUGCUAGUGAAAAGGGCAAUUCAAGUGGUUCUGGUUCAGGUAGUGAAAGUGACAGUGGAUCUAGUUCUUCAGGAUCCGGGUCUGGUGGCAGGUCAGGGUCUGAAAAAUCUUAUGUAGCCGACAGGUCACAUCAUAGCGAUGACACGAAAUCUUCACCAAAACAUAGCAAUGCCAAUUCUUCCAAAUCUGACCAUCACAGUGACAAAGAUACCUCAGAUGAUGAUGAUUCACCAUCGAAGCCGCAUUCUAGGACUAGUCAUGGUAGAGUUAAGUCAGACCUGUGGGAAGAUAAUCCAGAUAUCUACGGAAUUCGGAGAUCUGGUAGAUCCAGGAAAGAACCAGAUAGACUUAAACUUGCAGACAGCGAUUCCAGUGAAAGAGGAAAAUCACAACAUAGGAAAAGCAGAAAGAAAAGUGAUUCUUGGAAUUCCAACACAUCAGACAGCGAUAGUGAUAUGAAUGGUUCCCCACCUCCGCCUUCAAAACGACCAGGCCAAAGAAGUGUACCUCUCCGAAAAAAGAAACCAGCAAGAAGAAGACGAUUCUCAAGUGAAGAAGAUGAGUCUACAGAAGCUUCAGAUGAAGAUACUCGGAGUCGAACAGCAACAAGGCGUACGGGUGCAGCUGUUAGUUAUAAAGAAGCUAGUGAUGAACAAACUGAUUCUUCUGACCUUUUGGAAGUGGAAGGUGGGGAAGGGGAAGUUGAACCAGAACCUGAAGAUCAUAGUGAAACUAUUGAGAAAGUUCUAGGACACCGGAGAGGAAAAAAAGGAGUCACUGGGAAUGUGACUACCAUUUAUUAUAUAGAAGAAAAUGGAGAUCUUAAUGAAGGGUGCAAUCCAGACGAUGAUGAAGCCACGGAACCACAGUACCUGAUUAAAUGGAAAGGUUGGUCACACAUACACAACACUUGGGAGUCUGAAGCAUCUCUCAAUGAACAAAAAGUUAAAGGACUUAAGAAAUUAGAGAAUUUCAUUAAGAAGGAAGCUGAGCUGUCAUGGUGGAGAUCACAGGCGGGGCCUGAAGACAUUGAUUACUUUGAGUGUCAAUCUGAAUUACAGCAAGAAUUAGUUAAAACAUACAAUAAUGUGGAAAGAAUUAUAGCUGAACAAACUAGGGAAUUAGAAACUGGGGCAACAGCACAUGAAUAUUUUUGCAAGUGGGAAUCAUUACCUUAUGCUGAUGCAACAUGGGAAGAUUCUUCGUUAAUAGAGAGAAGGUGGCCUACAGAAGUAGAACAUUUUAAACAUAGAGAAGCUGCUAAGACAACUCCAUCUAGGCAUUGUCCUGUUCUCAGAAGAAGACCAAAGUUCCACCCAGUUAAAGAACAACCUGAAUAUAUGGGAAAAGAUGAGACUUACUUUUUGAGAGAUUACCAAAUGGAUGGUUUGAACUGGUUAAUACAUUCCUGGUGUAAAGAUAACUCUGUUAUUCUUGCUGAUGAGAUGGGUUUAGGAAAGACAAUACAGACCAUAUGUUUCUUAUACUAUCUCUUUAAAUCACAACAACUUUACGGACCAUUCCUUUGUGUUGUGCCAUUGAGUACAAUGACUGCCUGGCAGAGAGAAUUUCAGCAGUGGGCUCCUGAUAUAAACGUCGUUACAUACAUUGGCGAUGUAAUAAGUAGAGAUAUUAUUCGGCAGUUUGAGUGGAGCUUUGCUAGUUCCAAGAGAUUGAAAUUCAAUGCUAUUUUGACAACAUAUGAAAUUUUACUCAAAGAUAGACAAUUUCUCAGGUCAUUUAGUUGGGCGUGCUUAUUAGUAGAUGAAGCACACAGGUUAAAAAAUGAUGACUCCUUAUUAUACAAAGCUCUUAAAGAAUUUGAUACAAAUCAUAGACUGCUGGUAACUGGUACCCCUUUACAAAAUUCUUUGAAAGAGUUAUGGGCCCUUUUACAUUUCAUAAUGCCUUAUAAAUUCGAGACCUGGGAAGAUUUUGAAAAGGAUCAUGAAGAUGCUGCUACUAAGGGAUAUGAAAAAUUACAUAAACAAUUAGAACCUUUUAUAUUGAGACGGCAAAAAAAAGAUGUAGAAAAGUCAUUACCUGCAAAAGUUGAGCAAAUAUUGAGGGUAGAAAUGACGUCAAUACAAAAGCAGUACUAUAAAUGGAUAUUAACAAAAAACUACAGUGCUUUGCGUAAAGGGGUCAAAGGUUCCAUUAAUACUUUUAUAAACAUUGUGAUAGAAUUAAAGAAAUGCUGUAACCAUGCACUUUUGACAAAGCCAGAAGAUUUUGAAUCCAGAGCAUCCUUAGCAACAACUGAUGCUGUGGAGAAACUUCUAAGAGGCUCAGGAAAAUUACUCUUGUUAGAUAAGCUUCUUUGUAGACUGAAAGAAACUGGCCACAGAGUUCUCAUUUUCUCACAGAUGGUCAGGAUGUUAGAUAUAUUGGCAGAAUAUUUGCAAAGAAGACAUUUUCCAUUUCAACGUCUUGAUGGUAGCAUAAAAGGUGAACUGAGAAAGCAGGCUUUAGAUCAUUUUAAUGCCGAAGGUUCACAAGAUUUCUGCUUUUUACUCUCAACGAGAGCUGGUGGCCUGGGAAUAAACUUGGCUACGGCAGAUACAGUCAUUAUUUUUGAUUCUGACUGGAAUCCACAGAAUGAUUUACAAGCUCAAGCUCGCGCACACAGAAUAGGCCAAAAAAAUCAGGUCAACAUUUACCGGCUCGUUACUGCAAGAUCCGUUGAGGAGGAUAUAGUAGAAAGAGCUAAAAGAAAGAUGGUUUUAGAUCAUCUCGUCAUACAACGAAUGGAUACCACAGGGAGAACAGUACUCAAUAAAAGGGAAUCAUCUGCAACUACGGCAAAUAACCCAUUCAAUAAAGAAGAUUUGAAUGCAAUUUUGAAAUUUGGUGCUGAAGAAUUGUUUAAAGAUGAUGAUGAAAAUGAUGAGGAUCCUGUCUGUGAUAUUGAUGAAAUUUUGCAACGUGCAGAAACGCGUGAUGAAGGUCCUACUAUGGCCGGAGAUGAGUUGUUGUCUGCUUUUAAAGUUGCUAGUUUUGCCUUUGAUGAAGACAAAGCAGUAAUGGAAGUAAAAAAAGAAAAUGCUGAAGAAGAGAGUAAAGAUUGGGACGACAUCAUUCCUGAAAAUGUCCGCAAAACUAUUGCAGAAGAAGAAAAGAACAAAGAAAUGGAAGAUUUGUACUUACCACCUAGAAGAAAGCAAUUACAACAAAGUGCAGAUGCAAAAGGUGGUCGCAAACGACGCGGCCGCGGUUCAGGCGAUGGUGCAGACGGUGCGGACGGUGAAGGUGACGCAGAAAGUGACGCGUCUGAUGGAGACGCCAGUGCGGAUGACGACCGACCAAGGAAACGAGGUCGCCCGCCCGCCUCACACAGGGAGAAAAUAAAGGGCUUCACUGACCAGGAGAUACGCAAAUUUGUCAAGAGUUAUAAGAAGUUUUCUGCGCCUUUGAAACAUCUGGAUAGUAUAGCGUGUGACGCAGAAUUGCAAGAAAAACCAUUGGCAGAGUUAAAAAAACUAGGAGAGAUUUUAGAAGAAAGAUGUAAGGCUGUGCUCAACGAGACUGCUGAUAAAACUAAUGAACAAAAUGAUGGUCGUAAAAAUGCGAGGAAGAGUUUUAAGCUUGGUGGUGUACCUGUUAAUGCUAAGACUUUGUCAGCCUGUUUAGAUGAAUUAGCACCUUUAGACGACUUCUUGCCACAAACCAAAGAAGAUAGGUUAAAAUGGCAAUUAGAUUUCAGAACGAGGCCCGCUAAUUUUGAUUGUGAAUGGGGUGUUGUUGAUGAUUCUAAAUUACUAGCUGGUAUUUAUCAAUAUGGAAUGGGUUCCUGGGAGGCCAUCAAAAUGGACUCUUCUUUUGAAAUAGGCGAUAAAAUAUUAACAAAUGAAGAAAAGAAACCUCAAGCCAAGCAUUUGCAAUCAAGAGCAGAAUAUUUGUUAAAAUUAAUUAAAAAGUUACUAGAUCAGAAGAAUGGGAAACAAAAACAAAGGAAGCCACGGGUGAAACGUGGUAAUAAAGAACCAGUUACAAAAGAUAUUGUUGAAGAUGAUAUUAGCUCAGGAGAUGAGAAUAAAAAAUCCAAUAAUAAACAAACUCUUAAAAAUGACAAUAAGAGCAAAUUAAAACUGGAUGAUAUAUCGACGCACGAUGAGACUUCAAAUGAUAGAAAAGAAAAUCUCAAGAAACGAACAAGGAAAGAUGGUAAAGAUCGCAGCAAAUCUGAUAAAGUGAAAGGUCGAAAAAAACCUGCUGGGCCAAUGCAUUUCACUGCAAAUAACGAACCACGGGCACUUGAGGUUCUAGGUGACUUGGACCCAUCUGUUUUUGAAGAGUGUAAAGAAAAGAUGAGACCAGUUAAGAAAGCUCUUAGAGCACUUGAUAAUCCUGACCAGACAUUAUCCGAAUCUGAGCAGGUCACAAGAACUCGAACAUGUCUCACACAGAUAGGGACUCAAAUAGAUAUUUGUUUGGAGGCAUAUCCAGAUCCUGAGAAGAAAGUAGAAUGGAGAAGUAAUCUCUGGUAUUUUGUAUCAAAAUUCACCAAUUUUGAUGCGAAACAAUUGUAUAAAUUAUAUAAAUAUGGACUGAAAAAAAGUGACACCAAACAGAAAGGUGGAAAACAUAAAGAAAAUGCUAAGGCAAAUAAUAAAAAUAAUCAUAAUUCUAAUAAUCAUGUAAAAGCUAACAAAAAGGAUAACAAACAUGAAGACAUGAGUGAAGAUAAAAAGAAGGAAAAGAAACCUAAACUCGAAAAAGAUAGAUUAGAUAAUAAAACAAGUGAUAAGAUUCCAAAUACAUCGGGAGUAAAACGUAAAUUAGAAGAAGGAGAAUGUGACCCAGAGCCGAGCGAAAACAAACGUCAUGAAAGCAGACAUAAACACAAACACAAGGAUCGUAAGGAUAAAGACAGCGGCCUCAAGCAGGACGAUUUGAUGUACAGAGAACGGACUCGAUCAGAUCGUGACCGCGAACGUGACCGUGACCGAGAUCGGGACCGCGACCGUGACCGAGAUCGAGACCGGGAACGGGUUCGCGAACGGUCUCGAACGCGACGUGACAGCGGCGGCGUGGGCCCGCAGCGAGUACGUGCGCCGUAUACUAUGCCGCAUGCGAACGCGCUGCAUCCGGAACAUCCCGCGCAUCCUGCGUGGACACCUCCCGCUUACCCUGGUCCAAGGCAAUACCGGGGUGACCGCAAUACGCGACCACAUGAUAAGAGAAGCAGGUACGGGGGAUUCGGAGCGAUGGCGGGUCCUUAUGGAGGCUACUAUGAAAGUGCAGCGAUGGUUAGCGGGAUGGGAUUCCCGCCAGUGCGCACGUACCCUGAGGAGUGGCGAGGCUAUGGCCAGUCUGACUAUCAAUAUGAUGAACGAGACUACGAGCGCGAGGUUUAUAGGAGAGACUAUGAUAGACGUGCUCCCCCCACCUAA
This is a messenger RNA of Diatraea saccharalis (sugarcane borer), 5432 nucleotides long. The record is from the annotation of a GenBank genome assembly. Lineage: Eukaryota; Metazoa; Arthropoda; Insecta; Lepidoptera; Crambidae.